Messenger RNA from Ziziphus jujuba (common jujube), 863 nucleotides. Its product is annotated as serine carboxypeptidase-like 4. Gene Ontology annotation, biological process: proteolysis. The transcript is spliced from 3 exons. Gene Ontology annotation, molecular function: serine-type carboxypeptidase activity. The coding region runs from base 70 to 408 and encodes 112 amino acids. The record is from RefSeq and is a predicted model, not a curated record. Lineage: Eukaryota; Viridiplantae; Streptophyta; Magnoliopsida; Rosales; Rhamnaceae.
CACGAAAUUGAUUCCCAACCCACAGCUACAAUAUAUUUAUGUUAGUUUUGAUUAAUUGGGUGUGAAAAUAUGCCAUUGAAUUUCUUCAACUUCAUUGGCUUCCCACUAAGUUAUCUACUUCUGCUAUUCUUACAAGCAGCGCUACUUUCUAAUGGGUCAAUCGUGAAGACUCUUCCGGGUUUCCCCGGUGUUCUACCUUUUAAGCUUGAAACAGGAUAUGUUAGAGUGGAGGAGUCUGAACUUUUCUAUUACUUCGUUGAAUCACAAGGCCAAGCUCCAUUUGAUCCAUUUAUACUCUAUCCUAAUGGUGGACCUAGUUGUUCUGGCUUAAAUGACUGUCACUACCAAGCUGGUCCAUUAGUUUUCAAUAUAGCUGAUUACACAGGGGGUUUACUGGCUUUGUCCUGACCCAAACUCACGGACAAAGGUUUGUAUAAUCUCUAAACUAAUAUCAUAUUAUCUCUGUCGAAACCACUGGAUCGCUUUCAAACAAAUCAUAGGUUAGUUCAUCAUUAGGCGAAAUUUUUUUUUUUUUUUUUUUUAAUUUAGAAACUUUUGUGUGAAAAAGUAUUUAGCGACCAUGGUUGGGUGGGGCUACAGAGCUUUUCGUUGGCGCAAAUAGAAACAUCGUUGGUCGUUACAGGCCAAGUGGAAUGGGCCUCAAGCCCAACCCAAGAAUCUUUUUUUUUUUACUUUUUCUUAUGAAACCCAAGAAUCUAGUUAUGGUGAUGAAUUUGCAGACAGCUAGUAUAAUCUUUGUGGAUGCACCAAUAGGCACUGGUUUUUCCUAUGCAACGACUCCAGAAGGUAAUAGCGUCUCUGACACAAAAUCAGCAAGACAAACUCAUAACUUUUAUCACAGA